Spirodela intermedia is the source of this 801-nucleotide messenger RNA. The record is from the annotation of a GenBank genome assembly. Lineage: Eukaryota; Viridiplantae; Streptophyta; Magnoliopsida; Alismatales; Araceae.
AUGAGAGGUAGCAACAGGAGACUCCUCGAUGAGUCGCAGGAGUCUCCGGCUCGGCCGGCGUCCAACGGUACGCAGGCGGGUACCGAUGAGCCGCGGGUCUCCCCCGACCGCGAGCCCGUCCAGUUUGACUCAUCGUCCAUGGCGGUGACCGUGCUUGUCCUCCUCACGGCCCUCUUCUUCCUGGGGUUCUUCUCCGUCUACGCGCGCCGCUUCUUCGCUUCCAACUACCACGACGCCGGCGAACCCCACCAGCGCCCCCGGCGAGCGCAGCUGCCGCCGUACCGCGGAUGGCCCGCUCUGUCCUCGUCCUCCUCCGCUGCCGGCCUGGACCCUUUGGCCGUCCGAGCGCUGCCGCUCCUCUCCUACUCUGGCAGCGGCAAGGAGCAGGACGGGUGUGUGGUCUGCCUGAGCGCGUUCGAGGAGAAGGAGACCGUCAGGGCCAUCCCCAGCUGCGGUCACGUCUUCCACCCAUGUUGCAUCGACUCCUGGCUCAUCUGCCACGGCUCCUGCCCUCUGUGUCGCUCCACAGAGCUCUUCGGCAUGAGCUCCCAGUGGGAGGUGCGCGUGGGCGUCGGAGACGUCGGUGACGACGAUGGGGCGGGCAGUGGAAACGGCGCCGAUGCGGAGCUAGAGCGGGCGAGAGAGACGGAUGCCCAUGUCCGAAUCCCGGCGGAGGGAGGUGGGUCUGGGCAAGAACGACGAGAAAUGAGGAAUGAGCUCGCCAGACUUGGAAGAAGCGACAGCUGGCGUCUCCCCCCUGAUCGAGGCCCUUCCAUCAUAAGCAGAAGCCAUAGCUUCUGA